Penicillium waksmanii is the source of this 1161-nucleotide messenger RNA. RefSeq names its product S-adenosyl-L-methionine-dependent methyltransferase. Gene Ontology annotation, molecular function: O-methyltransferase activity. The transcript is spliced from 5 exons. NCBI's taxonomy places the organism in Eukaryota, Fungi, Ascomycota, Eurotiomycetes, Eurotiales, Aspergillaceae. The coding region runs from base 1 to 1161 and encodes 386 amino acids. The record is from RefSeq and is a predicted model, not a curated record.
AUGGACGCCAUCGUUACCCAAAUUCGUGAUCUGGUCCAGUCGUCCGACGAAGCCACUCGAUUGGACAUUCAAAAAGCUCUGCGCCAAGUUCAACUGGAUCUUCAGGACCCAAAGGAAGUCCUCAUGGACCUUGCGAACUCGUUCCUACUCGGCUCAGUCAUUCGCAUCGGACUGGACCUGAAGUUAUUCCGUGUGAUUGCCACGGCACAGAAGCCAUUGACGGUCCAUCAACUGGCUGAUAUCACUGGAGCAUCCGCUGGUCUACUUGAGAGACUACUCCGCUAUUUGGCCUCUAACAACGCGGUGAAAGAAGUAAGGCCCAAUGAAUACGCAGCAAGCAAUCGUACACACAUUUUUGCUAGCGAAAAGGGAGAGGCAAUGGUAUGCCAUGGCCUCGACUUUCAUGCUCUUCACAUGCUAGCAAUGCCCGAAUACUUCAAGGAGACCAACUAUCAGGACAUCACGAGCAACAAAUAUACCCCAUUCCACAAGGCAUUUAAUACAGAUCUCAAUUCCUUCGAUUGGCUUGUCCAGCACCCCGAGCAUUUCGUCCCGUUCCAAAAGGUGAUGACUUCCCUGGAGGGAUCCGAGUGGACUGAGGGAUUUGAACUUCUCGACUCCGAAGCAAAGCAUAUCCCCUCCACUCCCGCUCAGCCAUCAGAGAGAAUCUUCUUGGUGGACGUCGGAGGCGGAAAUGGUCAUCAGAGCAUUCAGCUGGGGCGCAAAUACCCGAACCUUCUCGGACGUCUGGUUUUGCAAGACCUUCCCGCUGUCGUUGGGGCUCUGUCUCCAAUUGAGGGUGUUAAAAUCGAAGCAUACAGCUUUUUUGAAAAGCAACCUGUCGUGGGUGCUAAAUUCUACUAUCUCCGCCGCAUCAUGCACGACUGGCCAGACCAAGAUGCCACUAAGAUUCUCCAAAACAUUGCAGUGGCGAUGACAUCCCACUCUCGCAUUCUCAUUGAUGAUGCUGUUCUACCCGAUACUGGGGCUGUUUGGCAGGUCACUAUGGCUGACCUGGCUAUGAUGAACAGUUGUGGUGGUGUGGAGAGAACAAAGAGGCAGUGGGAGUCACUUGCAGACGCUGCGGGUCUCAAAAUUGAACAGAUUCACUCUUACGUCGCGUCGACCUACACUUCGGUGGUGGUCUUGACUUUGAAAUGA